Microdochium trichocladiopsis is the source of this 2994-nucleotide messenger RNA. RefSeq lists its product as uncharacterized. The record is from RefSeq and is a predicted model, not a curated record. The coding region runs from base 1 to 2994 and encodes 997 amino acids. The transcript has a single exon. NCBI's taxonomy places the organism in Eukaryota, Fungi, Ascomycota, Sordariomycetes, Xylariales, Microdochiaceae.
AUGGCCACAGCGGACGAAUACGUGGAAAUCAAAGUGACUCCUCGAGGCUAUCAUAAGCUCGGGGUCUCCAGAAAAGUGGACGCGGCAAGAGCGAAAGCUUCAAUCAUAUUCGGCAAAGACAUGACUGGAGUUUACCCGGUCUUUAUCCAAGCAGCAGCGGGAAGUGACGUCCGAGUACCCAUCAACAACUCGCUCGCAAGAGGCGCCCGCGUCCGCGCCACUGGUCUCAAGAACAACACGCCACUGCUAGCCUUGCCUUUCGUCGCCUACUUCAGACCCGGUGCAUUAGAAGCUGCCAAGAAGCACCUCAACGGCGAUGACAGUGACCUCGACUUCUCGGCCACAGACUGGUCGGUCGAGGCCGCACGACGCACAAAGAAGUGGAAGGAAGGCGGGCCUUGGACACCUCCAGACCAGCUUGCGCACUUCUGUCAGCCACUUCCAGCGAUUUCGCUAAAUGCAAUAUCAUGGGGUGCGAAGGUACCAUAUGACAUAAUCCCUGCAUUUCGAAACCUUGAUAUGGGCGAUAAGUUCCAUGAUCUGGUCUUACAGCUUAGAGCUAGGAUGACUUUCGACUACAUGACAGCUUCACAGCUAACAGUGUAUGCUCUUUGGUGGUGUUACUAUAUCACUAAAAGCGAAGACGACGAGCAGGCGUCUACCGAUACGGACGACGUAGCAGAUACGGUACCAUUAAUUAUCUUUACUAUUCUUAUACCGACGGUACUACGGGAAGCUGAAGAAGACGGUCUCGCAGUAUGGCCAAACCUAAUGCUUGCGGCCGUGACAAGAUCCGCAGUCGACUUCAGUAACGACGAUCAAGAAAGGCUUGAAACCGAGACCACGGCGAUCCAGGACCAGCUAAUGGCCAUUUAUACUUCGAACACACCAGAAGUCUGUGCCGGUCUACUACCUGGAGACCUCAUAGGUACCAAGAACGAAGCUUUUGCAGACGAGCAGCUACGGAAGUCGAAGUGGGCAAACCCAAACUCCCACCAGAUGUCGCAUUACGAAGCAGUCCAGCCUAUGGUAGAUAUGCUCGGUGACAUCAAUACCAUUUACCGCCCACAUCCAAGGUCGAAGAGCACGAGCUUGGAGUUUCGGACAUUGAUCUCAGCGGCAUUGUACCACAGUCACUGGAAGAUUGUCCGCCGCUACCAGACAUUGCCCUCGCUGCAAGCAUUGCAGAACAACAAGUCUGAUAAACACCGGUACACCCAUAUAGCGCUACCAAGCAGCAUGGAAACUCGCCGGGACUACUCUGCCCUUGCAAACAAGCCUAACCAGAACAUCGUCACCAUUCCUGAUUAUGCAGGCAGGGAGCUGUCUUAUGCUGGAUCCGUCGUCGGUCAACGCACCUCAGUGACUUCAAGGAUCGAGGCUGUGCCUCAAAGUCUAUUUAAAGAUGUCAAGGAAGAACCGUUUUCGCAGACGUUGGUCUCCGGCGCUCUCGGCCAGAAAGCAGGCGCAGGCACGGGACAGGCUCCUGGGUUCCGUCCUCCAAAACGGCAAUGCCUGCCUAGAAGCUCUUUGAGCUCGUCGUAUGCGAGGAUAGAACCGAGCACAGAAGUCACUCCGCCCAGCUCGACCACUCCCCAGAACCCAGCCCAGAACCAAGCCCCGGCACCCACUGUAGAAGUCGGCAAGCAAGCACUGGGACAGUGGAUCAGCAAUAUCGCCACACUUCCACGGACCCAAGGCCAUCCACCUACAAGCGACUUUAUUCACAUCGACCAGGUCCUGCCAGAAGCCCUCAAGCUAGGUUGGGCACCUCCGGCUCGAAUCUGCGAAGCUGCCAGAGCACGAGGUCUUCUCGACCCCAGCAACGAAGGCGACCAAGCCAGGCUGGCCUUGCUCGGCUUCGAGAGGCCGAAGCUGAGAACAGCCCCUGUACCGCUUAUAUUUUGCAAAGACGACCUGCACAACCAGCACCUCUUCGAGGACGUAGCACGAGGAGGUCACGACAUCUGCAGGGAACUAUCCCACCGGCCAGGCGAAGGGGUGCUCGCAGCCUUACGGGUCGUCCUCCACAGCUUCACACCACUCACCAAGAAGCUGGCCCACACUCUGCAGUACAUCACGACCGACCCAACGGCAGCGUCAGACAUCAUAGCCCUGCGCUGCUUCGAGGAAGGCCUUUGCGACCUCCUAGGCAUCUGCAACCGCAUCGCGCUCCUGAACAGCGCCUUGGCAGACGCCAGACUUCGCCACCCGUCCGAUCCACGUCAUCAGAUCUCGCCAUCCAUCACAAACAGCCUUGCCGAAUAUCUGGAGGCAGAGUUCGCAGAGAACCUCCCGCCCGAGUUCUACACCCGCGUCGCCUCAUGCCGCCGCUGGACUCUCAGCACCACCCUGCCUAGCAGCAAUGAGCAAGAGGACGAGGGGGAAGAAGGGGAUCACCACCGCACGACGGGGACCACCACCACAGCGGUUGACUUCGUCCGCUGGACCCGCGACUUGCACAAGUUCUGGUACGCCAGUGCCAUCGUGACGGAGCGCUGCUGCGCGGCUAUCAAGCUGGGCUGCCACGAGAUGUUCCUCCCCGCCACACGGGCACGACUGUGGCAAGAGUGGACUCGGCCAUGGGAGGGCAGCAGCGCGGACGGUCCUUGGUGCCUGUACCGCAAGCACGAGAUGUCCGUCCGGAAACAGCAGCAGCAGCAGCUGCAGCAUGCGGCUCUCGCUGCUGCUGCAACGGUGACGGGAGGCUCUACACCACCACCACCACCACCACCACCGCCUCUCACCGCGUCGUCGUCGUCGUCUCUUGAGCCGGCCACGUGUCUGACCCUAGAUACCCUCGGGUACGAGCUUCAUGCUGAGCUCAUCGCCACUGCUAUCAGUGAUAUGCACGGUGAUCAGGACAUUGCUGCGUGGCUGACGCUGCCUUGCGACGUCGGCCGCUCGGUUCAGAUCGAGGCCUCGCCGGCAGCGAUGAGCACGACGCAGGAGGAUGGCUUGUACCUGCACAAGGGUCGGUAUUGGUGCCUUUGA